Messenger RNA from Drosophila albomicans, 1883 nucleotides. Its product is annotated as angiopoietin-related protein 4-like. The transcript is spliced from 3 exons. NCBI's taxonomy places the organism in Eukaryota, Metazoa, Arthropoda, Insecta, Diptera, Drosophilidae. The record is from RefSeq and is a predicted model, not a curated record. Bases 57 to 1781 code for a protein of 574 amino acids.
ACUUGAACUGAAUAGUUCGAAAUUCAUUUUGUUUGCGGGCAGUCGAAACAUUUAAAAUGGGCAGAAUAAAAUUUAACGGAGUUUUCUUACUGAUGGUCCUUCAAAUAUUCUUGGUGGCUACAACAACUGGAGAUGAAAAGUGUGAAUCAGACCGAAAAAUGGAAGAACAGUGCCGGCUUCAUAACUACAAGACUGUCAAACCUUUGCUCGACUAUUUUAGGCAGGUUAGAAAUGAGAUAGAACAAAGUGAAACUAAGGAAAAACAGAUAAGUGAAUUAAAUUCUGAUCUUAUGGAAAAAUAUCGUGAAAUUGUAAGAAUUCAUGAAACAUUCAUGAAGGAGGCAGCUCUAUUAAAUGAGUAUAAAAACAAAGUAAACAAAGGGGAAAACGAUUUGCAAUUGUGUCAAAAUAAAGUUGAUAAAUCUGAAUCUGAAAUUAAUUCAAAACAAAAUACUAUUCUUAACUUAGAAGAGCAACUAUCAGAUAAAUCCACCAACUUAGAAAAUUGUCAAGUUCAAUUAAAAUCUUUCAACUCUAGUUUAAUUGAAAAAGAUGAAAAUAUAAAAGCUCUUAAUUCUAGAUUAAUUGAAAAAGAUGAAAAUAUAAAGAGAUUUAGUGAGAAUAUUAAAAAUAAAACAGAACAUCAGAAAGCACUUGAGUUGGAAUUAGAGAAGAGUAAAUCUAUAUCAAUAAAGAAUGAAAAUGAUAUUCAGUUAUGUCGUUCAGAAAUCAACGAAUUAAAUAGGACAUCAGAAAACAUUAGAGAAGAACAGAAAAAGAUUCAAUUAAAAUUAAAAGAAAGUGAAACUAAGCUAAUAGAUAAAGAAAAGGAUAAAUCCACCAACUUAGAAAAUUGUCAAGUUCAAUUAAAAUCUCUUAAUUCUAGAUUAAUUGAAAGAGAUGAAAAUAUAAAGAUAUUUAGUGAGAAUAUUAAAAAUAACACAGAACAUCAGAAGAAACUUGAGUUGAAAUUCGAGAAGAGUAAAUCUACAUUAAUAAAGCAAAAAAAACUUAUUCAGUUAUGUCGUUCAGAAAUCAACGAAUUAAAUAGGACAUUGGAGAACAAUAGAGAAGAACAGAAAAAGAUUCAAUUGAAAUUAACAGAAAGUGAAACUAAGCUAAUAGAUAAAGUAAAGGAUAAUCAGUUAUGUCAAUCUGAACUUGAUAAAUUAACUCCCACAACAUGCAUCCCUUUCGGAGAUUAUUCAGGAGUUCAUCAACUCAAUGUCUCUGGCAUAGGUUUAUUCGAUGUUUUGUGCGAUAGUCAGUUAGCUGGACCUGGAUGGAUUGUAAUACAAGAACGAGUUGGGGGAAAUGAGAGUUUCACUAGGGAUUGGGCAACGUAUCGCAAAGGUUUUGGUUCUUUUCAAAGUGAUUUCUUUCUUGGAUUAGAGAAAUUACAUCGUAUCACGAGCUUGCAGCGUUUACUUUACAUACAUUUGGUUGCUGAGAAUGAAAGAACCUACAACGCUCGUUAUGACGACUUCAAAAUAUCUGAUGAAGAUAAUGGAUAUGCACUGAGUUUGGGUAAAUUUAAUGGAACUAUUGUGGAUAGCAUGAGAUACAAUGAAAACAUGAAAUUCUCAACAUUCGAUCACGACAACGACAAUGCUGAUGAUGAUAAUUGCGCAAUCAUAUAUGAAAGUGGCUGGUGGUACAAUUAUUGUUCUACUUGUAAUUUAAAUGCACCAUAUGAAGAUCUACAUUGGUACAACAUUGAGUACAUUUUCAUUAAAGAAGUUAAGAUGUUAAUUCGCCCCAAAGAAGAGAUGAAGAAGUGAUAAACUGAAAAGCUGAAAUUCCCAUAUUUGACUUAAUUAUGUAAUCAUUUAUAUAUAAUUGGUGCAUUAAGAAAUUGCGUUCUAAAAAAUAAAAUGAUCGAC